AACAAAACAGUGAGAAACUAUAAACGGAGGUCCUCAAAUCUGGUUGUCCGCCCGCCGUAAGGAAUGGGAAUCGGAUGCCACUCGCUCACGGCGGGUGAUAUGAGUGAUUGAGUGGUGGUAAAGGUCAUAAAGCAACCAACCGGCACUAUCGCCCCACUUUCCUCUUUACUCUUGAUUUUGCUUGUUCAUCAUCGAGUCACCCACAAAUGCCUGCGAAAGACCUCUUCAUAAACAGUAUUUCGACCCAGGAGAGGACCUGAAUAGUGUUUAUACACAGCGAUUCUUCAUGGGUUUUCAUAACUCACUCCGAAAACAGGUUUGAAACUUUCUUAGAUCUGUCUCUGUGCACCUCGCGGAUUGUAGAGCCCGUUUUCUUUUGUGGGUCUUCUGAACCAGUGUUUUCAUACUUUUUUAUUAUUUUUUUCCUUUUUUAUUUUUGUUCUAGAGCUGGCCUUUCUGUUAAAUUUCUCUCGAGUUUCCUCAGAUUAGUGUUUUGGGGUCCUUGAACGCUUUCGCGCGUUCUAAUCUUGAGUUUUUGCGAUUCUCAGAGGCUGAGCAAUUCCCUUUGACGACCCAAAUUGAGAAUUUAGGUUAAAUAGAAAUUGUUAGUAAUCUUUGUGUUUAAUUAACGAUGAAAUCUCGAAGACAUGAAGAAUUCAUGACCCAAUAUUCAUCGGGUAAGUUAAGGAACCAUAGACAUGACUUGGGUUCUGACCCUUAUUUGAUUUCGAGUUACCGCAGCGAUUCACAAGAUAAGCGGUCUCUGCACUCCCGUCGCCAUAGUUUGAGUCCUCCUAGGGUACCAGAGGGCUCAAGACGGAUUUUGGAUGGAGAUCCAAGGAGCUCUUCAGUUGAAAGAAGGGAUUAUAGUUGGCACAUGGGCCGAGGUCGAAGCGAUCAGGUUCGAUCUAGAUCACCGACAGUUGGGGAACUGCGAGAAAGGCCUCUCAUUGAUGAGUGGGUUAUGCACAGUAGUGGGAACUCUCCGCCUUUGGAAUUUAGGCGGAGAUAUGAUUUGUCUGAGCCCAUGAAUCUAAGUGCUGAUGCAAACGCUAGUCAUGCUUUUGAUCAUAGUUUUCCUAGAAAUGGUAAGGAGAAAGAUUUUAGUGGCAGUAGGUUAUCAGUACCUGAACAGCAUCAAUUGUGGGGUCAGAAAUCAGUGACCUUAGAAGAUGGCGUGGUUCGAGGAUCGGUUAGGUUGCAUCCAGAUUUUGAGCCAUCUUCAAACUACAGAGAAAUUAGCAGGGACUUAUUGUCAUCAUCAGGGAAUUUGAAUAUAGGCAGGUUUAGGGAUGAAAAUUUCGUUUACCGGGAACCCGUACAUUUGGAAAACUCAUCUGUUAUCGAAUCCUUAAAGGAUGGACAGGAACCCAGGCUUUAUUUGGCACAUCCUUUUGCGCCAGCAUCUCUGGCUAAGGAUUUUAGAAGUACCUCACAGUUAAAGGAUGUUGGGAGCAUCUCUUCCAGGAUCUUUCAGGGUGAAUUAAUGGGUUCUUACCACGAACACUUGCGUUUACCUCCAGAUGAAUAUCCAACUGGAAAACUCAAAGAAAUUUCAGGCUUUAAUGAACAUGACCAGAGAUCACGUUUGGACUCUGCAAGACACCCUGAUGCUGGGCAGAGUGACCAGUCAUCAUAUUCCAAACUGUAUUCCAGAUUUGGGGGAAGAGAGUGCGAUGAUUUUGGAUAUCCAUCUAAUGACUCUUACCAAAAGCUGCUUCCGCAUGUUCGAGUGGACUGUGAUCAUAGAGAUUUGGUAAGAUCAGGGAUGAUUGACCAAUUUACACAAAAUACUGAUGAGGCUGAAGUUUCUGACAGAAAUUUGAGAUUGAGAAAAAGCAGCUUAUUUGACCAUGAGGAGACAAAUACAAGCCAACUUGAUAGCAGAGCAUCAUAUGCAUCAAGACAAGGUGGGGAGUAUUUGGAUUUUGAUGGUACUAAUGGAAAGUUUGGGAUGAAAGUGUCCAGAGAUCACGAUGCAUCUCAUUUUGGUGUAAUGCGGGAUCAGGAAAUUUCACAUUUGAGAUUCGAACAUGAUAUGGGAAGAGAUUCAGGUUCUGGGCUUCUGAAAGGUAGAUUAAAGGGUUCACCUAUGUCUAAAUAUGAUGCAGAAAUGCAUAAUUUCUCUGUAAGACGGAGACUUUGUGAGGAGGAACUUGACUUGUGUGAUUCAUCUGAUCAGGUUCUCAAAAGGAAGUACAACAUGGAUGAAGAAAUUAGUAGACAUAAUACUAGAAGUAUUAUGUCAGGUAAAUGGAAACCACCCACUGAGAUCCGUGAUUUUGAUGAUAGAGGUGAAGAGUGGGUUAAUGAAGGUGGUGGUGGUCUAUUUCCAUCUCAAAGAGUUGGUUUUCAUUACAAGCAACAUAGAAAGGCUGAGAAAACAUUUGAUAUGAGCAGCCAUCAUAGACAUUCUUCACCUGAUGAUUGGUUGUCAUAUCAAGAUCAAUUGGAACAUGUGAUACUACAUGAAAAUAAACAUGGUAAUAGAUAUAUAAAGGGUCAUCCAAGACCUGGUUCUGGAAGCUGGUAUAACUCAUACCAUUUAGAUAGAAGAAGUGAUCCUCACAGACAUCACAACAUUUGGAAAAGAAGCAAAGAUGAUCGUCAUUUGAAUGUAUGUGAACAGGAUAUGGAGCCAACAGAAGAAUGGGAGACUCCUGCCAAGUCCGAACCACCUGAGGAGUCUGAGGAGUUUAAGCAGUUGGCACAUAAAUGCUUCCUGAAGUUCUCUAAAAAGUUGAAUGAGAACCCAGCUGUUCGAAGGCUGUACACAGGACAGAGAAAAGCUGGUAGUUUGUUUUGCAUUGUGUGUAGCAGAAGCCUAUCAAAGGAGUUCCUGGACACCCAACGCUUGGCUACGCAUGCUUUUAUGUCUCACAAGACUGGAUUGAGAGCACAGCACUUGGGUCUUCACAAGGCAAUCUGCGUGUUAAUGGGGUGGAACAGUGUUGUGGAGUCUGACACUAUAACCUGGGUGCCCCAGCGGAUGUCCAGUGCUGAAGCUUUGGCUCAGAAGGAAGACCUUAUUCUCUGGCCUCCGGUGAUUAUUGUCCAUGACAAUUCCACCAUGAAAAAUAAUUCAGAUGAGAAGGUCAUCACCAUUGAAGCGCUCGAGGCUUAUCUUAGACGCAAAGGUUUUAUUGGGGGAAGAAUCAAAGUGUGCCUUGGGAAUUCUGCGAACAAAAGUGUUUUGGUGGUGAAGUUCCUGGGUACAUUUACUGGACUGCAAACUGCAGAAAGACUUCAUAACCAUUUCGCCGAGAUUAAGCAUGGGAGAGCAGAUUUUGAGAACGUAUCUUCAAGAAAUGGCAGAAGCAGCAAGAGUAGAGGAGCAGCAGCAUUGGAGGGGUACAGCAUGGAAGAGUGUGUUCUAUAUGGGUACAUGGGGAUUGCAGAGGACUUGGAUGAAGUUGAUUCUGAAACCAGGAGGAGGUGUUUGAUCAAGAGCAAGAAGGAGAUUCAGGACAUUGCGGAUGCGCCUGUGAAACCUGAGUGAGAGGCUUCUGUUCGCAGGCAUGAUUUAAGGGUCUGACUAUGUUACAUCUUUGAUACCCUCCCACUCCUUCCCUCUUCUCUCUCUUCUUUUCUGUGAAAAUGGUCCUGAAUUUAAAUAAGUUUGUGAUUGUGUAAAUAUAGAUUUACGAGUGUGAAGUGUGGUGUGGCUUCUAACCCAUUUUCAUUAAUCUCCACCACCAUAUGGGUUUGGAUGCCAAAUUCGCUUGUGGUGAGUGGGUUUCUCUUCUCUGUUUUAAUCAAUAAUGUAUAAAAUCUUAAGAUGUUUGGUGCAA
This is a messenger RNA of Malania oleifera, 3791 nucleotides long. RefSeq lists its product as uncharacterized. Gene Ontology annotation, biological process: regulatory ncRNA-mediated gene silencing. Lineage: Eukaryota; Viridiplantae; Streptophyta; Magnoliopsida; Santalales; Ximeniaceae. Bases 632 to 3499 code for a protein of 955 amino acids. The transcript has 3 exons. The record is from RefSeq and is a predicted model, not a curated record.